GCAUGGCGUAUACAUUGCAUAUCGCAUCGGCUCAUCAGCUGUUGCGGCGUCAUUCGAAGAAUGCGGCGGAGACCGACACGUUCGUCCGCAACAUUUUUCCGUGCUCAAAGUGCGGUGAGGACGUUGGGCUUGGGCGGUGUUGGUCUACUGUUAUUAUGAAAAGCGAUCUCUUUUAAUUGAGAAAAAAAGAAAAUGGAGAUGGUAAUCGCACAAUAUAAACAUCUUGAGGAGAGGAUAUUACAAAACAUCAAACGCAACGGCAUACAACACCGAUCAAAUGCGAAUAGUGGAUUAUGGUUGGGUAUCUUGGUCGGUUUAAGUGCCGCAAUUACAAUAUUGAGGGAAGAGAACAGCUACUCUGAGAUAUGUCUAUGCGUUGGGACUGCAGGCUUUGGUCUUCUUCUCUGUUCCAUCUGCCUUUACAUUCGGCUUUCGAUAGAGAAGGUUGUGGCAAAAGAUUUUCACGCCAUAUAUUUUCUGCCUGCGAUUGUGACAUCUCUGCUUUUUCUAUUUGUGGCUAACAAAGGACUGCUAAUGAGUGUCGUGUGGGGUUUAACUGUCGGAAGUCUGGGCACAUGGAGUGUCCUGCAACUAAUGUCAGCUUUUCCAUAUUGCUUCACUAUGGGAGAGGCAACAGCGGUUAUGCAUAGUUUUGUUUUAUUUUUGAUGUCAGCCGUUACCAAUUUACCCUUGCGAUAUCAUUUACCUCCAAUUCAUGACAAUGACAUCAGCACAGUUGUGUUGCAGGUUGGAAUAUUGUAUGUAGUGUUGGUUUGUCUCCUGUGUGGGUAUUUUCCUAUCCUGCGUAGUACGAAAUACUUUUAUUUAAUGACAAUCAACCUCAUAUGUUUUAUAGUUCUUCCAAUACUUUACAUUAUUCUUGAUCAAAACCCAGUAAUGUGGAUAAUUUCUUUUGUUUUCAGCAGUAAUGAAAGGAUUAUGAUAAUUUUAUAUUGGGCAAUAUGUCUUUUGCUAAGUGUCUUUACAAUUUUGUAUCAGAUAUUAUCAAAAAACCAAGCUACAACCUCGACUAGAAAAUAUUUUCAUAUAUUAGCGGUAUUUGUAUAUAUCCCUGGCAUGAUAUACGAUCCGUCAUUUUUAUAUCUUGCUAGUGGCGUGAUAUUUGCAUUAUUUGUCAUUAUUGAGGUAAUCCGAUUUUUGAACGUCCCACCUUUGGGAGGAAUUUUACAACAAGGAUUUGCUACAUUUGCCGAUGAAAAGGAUUCUUUGCUCUCAUUGACACCUAUAUAUUUACUUUGUGGUCUAUCGUUUCCUCUUUGGAUGCCAACUAAUAAUUUAACACUUAUGGUAUUACUCAGUGGUGUGUUAACAGUAGGAAUUGGUGAUACCGCUGCUAGCUUUGUUGGUAGCAAAUGGGGUUUGCACAAAUGGUUGGGCACACAGAAAAGUAUAGAAGGCACUGUUGCGUGCAUAUUUUUCCAAGUUUGCGUUAUAUUCGGUCUAACAUAUUGCGGUUUUAUGGACAAUCACUGGUUAUUGCUGAGAAGCAUUCUGGCGAUUAUAUCAAUAUCGUUGAUCGAAGGACGCACAAAUCAAAUGGACAAUCUGGCUCUGCCAUUAUUAAUGUAUGUGUGUUUGAUGAUAUAAAUGCGAAUUGUUCUUCCAAAUUCAAUAGCUUAAUCCAAUUAAACUAGUUUUUACUAGUUUAAACUAGUUUUUAAAAACAUAAUAUACUAUCAUUUUAUAGCUAAUUUCUAAACGCCUUCUAUAAUAACGAUAAAAAUAUAAAUAACUUUUACAGAACAUUUUUAAUAUAGUCUUUUUUGCUGUCAGAUUAUACGUUCAAAGUAUAAUAUUAUUGAAAAAUAUAUAUAAUCUAAAAUAUAUAUAAUAUAUAAAGAAGUAUAUUAUUUAACAGCUGUGCUGCGCGCAUGUAAUUAGUUGCAAUCGAAGAUUGCGGAUUGCUGAUAGACUGCUUAAUUUUCUUAAUUUCAAUCAGAGAAACAUUAGCGUUAUUUUUAAUUUAUUGAUUGUACAAAACAACAAGUAUAAUUGGCAUUUAGUUCAAAAGAUGCAAUUAAAAGAAAUGUUGCAAUUAUCUUUAUAUAUGUAUAAAUAUGCAUGUACGUUAUAUUUUUAAGCGAUGAUGCAGUACAAAUAUUUAUACUUAUAAAAGCAUAACACAUUAUAUAUUUAUCUGUGUAUAUAUAUAUAUAUAUAAAUGUAAUGUUUAUACAUAUUUAUGCAUAGACUUAAAUUAUAAAAUGUUUAAAAAAUUGCAUUGGUAAGUGCAAUCAAUUCAGAUAUGGACAUGAAUGUGAAAAUUAUGUAUUACAUGUAAGCUUUACUAACUUAUACUUUCCUAAGAUUUCGAAAACACCGAUUAUGUGCCUGGCAUAUUUCGCUCAUUCCCAAAAAAGCAUUUUUUAUAUGUAAGCCUUGUAAAUUCUUCGAUUAAGUUUAUUAAUAUAUAAUAUAAUAUGAAUAAAACAUAUUUUUUUAAUUA
This is a messenger RNA of Cataglyphis hispanica, 2467 nucleotides long. It is a transcript of the gene Dolk, whose product is annotated as dolichol kinase. The record is from RefSeq and is a predicted model, not a curated record. Gene Ontology annotation, molecular function: dolichol kinase activity. NCBI's taxonomy places the organism in Eukaryota, Metazoa, Arthropoda, Insecta, Hymenoptera, Formicidae. The coding region runs from base 193 to 1608 and encodes 471 amino acids. The transcript has 7 exons. Gene Ontology annotation, cellular component: endoplasmic reticulum membrane. Gene Ontology annotation, biological process: dolichyl monophosphate biosynthetic process.